This is a messenger RNA of Lotus japonicus, 1367 nucleotides long. Its product is annotated as N-terminal acetyltransferase A complex auxiliary subunit NAA15-like. Gene Ontology annotation, cellular component: cytoplasm. Lineage: Eukaryota; Viridiplantae; Streptophyta; Magnoliopsida; Fabales; Fabaceae. The coding region runs from base 527 to 1141 and encodes 204 amino acids. Gene Ontology annotation, molecular function: protein-N-terminal amino-acid acetyltransferase activity. The transcript has 6 exons. Gene Ontology annotation, biological process: N-terminal peptidyl-methionine acetylation. The record is from RefSeq and is a predicted model, not a curated record.
UGCAUAUUGCAAUCUUCUGCAAUCUUCACCUCUACCUAUCCUCUCUAUGCAACAAAUCUCCUAGGGUUGAUCUGGUCAUAGAAUUUGUACCCUAAUUACCCCUCUCAUUGAGGUUGAAUAUCUGAAAUUAGUUGAUGAUGGUUGCUAUAAAAAUUGGUUUGAGCUUCAUUCACGGGCACGUUUGGAUCAAUCUAAUUCCCUUUGCUUACAACACCAUGACCAAAGAAUCUCUGCUCAACCUUCUCUCCAACGCAUCCAAAAUUUCUCCAGAUUGCAUAGAUGCAUAGCCUUAGAUUUUUCUCUCUCUACCAAAUCAUCUUCCCGAUUCAAGCUUCAGAGAGGGAACCAGGAAGAUGAUUAACCAAAACCGCUUCCUGAUUUUAUUCCGGAUCAUCGUAGGCCCUCAUGCUUUUGAUUAACCUAGCAGCGGUGACGAGAAGAGGAACGAAGUUGAGUGGUUAAAGCACCUCAGCCGUUUUUCUUCAAUGGAUCAGAUCAUGUUUUCAUUCACCACUCUUCACUCCAAAUGAGCAGCUCAAGGGAAAACUCGCCAGAUUGGUUGUGUUCUUUUCUGAAACAUAAGGGGGGAUGGCUAGAGUGUGCUGGUUUGGAAAGCUUACUGCUUCCUAUCAUGUGCUUCUCUUUGCUGGUGAGUGGUGAUGGUGUCAAAGUAGAUGAGGAGAUGUCAAAGUUACUUCCUUCUCAGAAAAAUAAAAUGAGACAAAAACAAAGAAAGGCAGAAGCAAGAGCUAAGAAAGGGGCAGAGGAAAAGAAUGAAGAGUUAAGUGCCAGUGAGGUAUCCAAGUCUAGAAAACGGCAUGUAAAACUUGUGAAUCCUGAUCCACAUGGGGAGAAGUUAUUGCAGGUUGAUGCUCCACUGUCGGAAGCUACUAAAUACUUGAAGUUGCUGCAGAAGAAUUCACCUGAUUCAUUAGAGACACUCUUGCUCUUUUUUGAAUUAUAUACAAGGAAGCAGAAAGUUUUGCUUACCUUUCAGGGCCAGCGGAUUAAGGCAACAAUCAGGAAAUCAUCAAUCUACUGCAAUAAUUUUCAUAUAUGGAUGGUGGAAAGAAUGAAAAAAAAAAAAAGCAUUUUUGAGUGGAAUUUGGCACCAAGCGAAAGUUGUUUAUGUGUUGAUUGAUGUAAGGUACGAUCAGUGGAACUGGGUUUGUGAUUGAAGACCCUUUGUGAUCCACUCAAUAGGUUAUAAAGAUAGGUUAGAACUAAUGUAUGUGUCCUUCAAUAGUAGACAUGUAUUGUCUAUGCUUUAAGUAACACCUGAAGUCCUGAAUCAAAACCCCACCACUUUUAUAUCACAUUAGGCAUCUACUGUAUGGUCUUAAUUAAAUUUACCCUGUUUGAGUGUG